Messenger RNA from Dunckerocampus dactyliophorus (ringed pipefish), 3416 nucleotides. It is a transcript of the gene sinhcafl, whose product is annotated as SIN3-HDAC complex associated factor, like. Gene Ontology annotation, biological process: negative regulation of cell migration. NCBI's taxonomy places the organism in Eukaryota, Metazoa, Chordata, Actinopteri, Syngnathiformes, Syngnathidae. The record is from RefSeq and is a predicted model, not a curated record. The coding region runs from base 849 to 1529 and encodes 226 amino acids. The transcript is spliced from 5 exons.
CCGUUUAUUUAUUCUAUCUUGUAUUUGUGUUGUUGUGCGAAUUGAUUUUGGUUGAAACGAGCACACUGCGUGGUUGUUUAAUUUUGACUUGUAGUUGUCAGUCGGAUGCACAAAGAGCAGCCGACAAUGGGGGUGAACGGCAGCAUGGCGUGGUGAAGGUAGCGGAGCGGGCUAGCUAGCAUGCUAAUGGCUAACAACAAUGAGCCAUAUUUGGCGCUCUAGCGGGCAAAAGUUGGAAUUUAAAGGGAAGGCUGCUUCUAAAGCGACGUUUCGCCUUUUAACAAAAACCGAAAACGCGAGCGGGCAAUUCAAAGUUAAACGAACGUUCACCAUGUUAAAACGAGUGUUUGAUGAAUUUCAACGAAUAGCCCGGUAGCUUUUUGUUUCUGCGUUUGGAGACAUGAGUUGCUGUUUUUUUGGACAGCGACUUUCUCAUAAAAAAAAUUAGAGUUGAUCAUCGAUCAGUAGAUGCAAAUUGAUCGAUUGGUGUUUGCACCUUUUAAAACAGUGACGUGUGUUGCUUUUUUUAAGUAAUAUUUUUGCCAGUUUGUGAACGCCGAAAGCUUCAGUUGUUUCAUAUUUACAUACGCUAUCUUUGAAUGUUAGUUAGGCUGUCUCCGGCAUUUGUGCACUAAAUGCAUUGUCACAAGUUCCACACAUGAUACAUACUGUAUUGUGGUUCUUUUUAAAGAUUACUAUUCUGUAUGGUGUGCUGCUUGUGGGGACCGCCCCCCUUCACAAUGGUAAAGAGCGCCAUAGUGUGUAGAUACUCAAGACACUCUGCUGCUUGUUUCUCUGACAUACUCGCCCAGGUGAUUUUACAUCUGCAUUGAGCUCCAAGGAAGACUAUGUUUGGCUUUCACAAGUCAAAGAUCUACCGGAGUAACGACGGCUGUUGCAUCUGCAAGACCAAGUCCUCCAGCUCGCGUUUUACAGACAGCAGUCGAUAUGAAGAAACGUUCAGGCUCUGUUUUGGGCUCUCAGAAGACCGUGUCGGAGACAUCUGCAAUGCUUGUGUGUUGUUGGUGAAGAGGUGGAAGAAACUCCCCAAUGGCUCCAAGAAGAAUUGGAACCAUGUGGUGGAUGCCAGAGCUGGACCAGGCUUCAAAGUGACAAAGCCCAAGAAGAUCAAGAACAGUGAUGGCAAGAAGAAAAGCAAGCUGAAGAGGCUUCACAAGUUAAAGAGGCAAACAGACUCUGAUGCUCACAGCACCACCUCCAGUGUGUCUCCUGCCCACUCGCCCAGUUAUAGCAACCAGUCAGAUGACGGCUCAGACAUUGAGUCCAAACAGAGGCGCUCUUCUCCUUCCAUCUUCUCAUUCUUGGACCGAUCUUACUGGAAAAGGCAAAAGGUGUGCUGCGGGAUUGUCUACAAAGGCCGCUUUGGUGAGGUGAUUAUUGAUCCUCGUCUUUUUAAGCCCUGCUGCAAUUCAAAAAAACAGAAGACACUGGUGUCCACGCAAGUUCCUCCACACCUUCCAGAAACGCAUCCACCACAACUCCCAGAGGAAAUGAAAGAAACCUGGUGAUGGCUCUUGUUUAAUCCUUCGCAGGGUUAUCCAUGGCACUCACCUGGAUUUGUCUCCAGUGGCAGACUUCCCUUCUCCUCCCUUAGAUAAAUUUUGAUGUAUUGUUACACGUGCUAUUACUUUUUUCAUAUGGUUAUUUUAACUUUUGUAUAGUGUUCUUCUUUUUUUUUUAUACAAUAUUACAAAAACCUUAAGGGCAUUAGUUUUAUUUAUAGGUUAAAGAGAAACAUUGUUAAAGCUCAGUUUAUUUUGGUUACUUAAGUGAUCCAUGUUCUGUAAAUAUAUUGUCACUUUGAUACAUAUCACGACUGUUCUAUUUUUCCAUGAUUUGCAUUUAAGAAAAAAAAAAAGCACCAGCUAUUUCCAAUUACCAGCUUUUUUCUUAUAGCUUGGAGUUGAGCCUCCACAUGUUGCUGCAAACUUUAAUCAUGUUCUUUGUUUCACAUGUGACUUGGUAGGAUUUUUAGUACACAAAAGGAUAGUUGGCAACAGCAGGGAUCAUUAGGCCAACUGCCCUAAAUGAAUUUAAUUAGAUUUUAAUGAUAUUUUUGUAGAGGAAAACAAUUGUGAUGUUUUGACAGGUGAAGCACGACUUUGAAACACUCCAUUUGAAUUUGAACGUAGAGCACAUUGAUCUGAAUAGAUUAGAAUGUGAUUAGAAGAUGCAUGCAGUAUGUUUCUCUGCCUUUUGGAGGGGAAACAGAAAUGAUGUAUUUAUUUCUUUUGUACAGUCACCAAUGAAAUGACGUGUAUGUUGUAAGCAUAUCCCCCACACCCACACCCACACCCCCAAACCACUACUUGUGUACAGAGUGCGUUUUACUCUAACCCGGUUUACUUUUUUUUAUAUAUUUUUUUUUCUCCAAAAAUGGCUUUUUUUGCAUUCAAUGCUCACCAGUAAUUGAAUUUGGGAAAAAAAUGAGUAGCAAGUUCGGGAAAAUGUCAGUGUAAAACUCAUGUUCCAAAUGUCAUGCGUAGGCGAAGACGUGUGGUUAUAACUUUUUGCCUGGUGAGAAUGUGUUUUCAUCUCUGAUUUGCGUUCAGAUGCAAUUGUCAAGGUUCAAACUAUGCAGACGUUUUGAAUGUGUGGCGCUCUGUCACUGUUGCUGUUAAGUGUUAAGUGAUGGACCCUGAUUCAACCAAACUUACUUGUAUAAAACAUCCAUUACUUAUUGUCCCAAAUAUGUCUCAUGUAUGCCGUUUUAAUGAUGCUCAGGUUGCACCGUGGUAACCAUAGUGCAUGCAUGCUGUCUACUCUGAACCAUCUCAGACUGUAUGAAUUUUACAGUUAAUGUUCAGGAAUUAUGCUUGUUGUGGCAGGGUCGUUUUAAACCCAAGAAGGUUCUCAUUAAAAGGAGAAUUGCUGCCUCCUUUUGAACUGCUUAAUAAGCUUAUUUUUUGCCAUAUUAUUUUGCAAGGUGCAUUUUAGAAAAUGAAAUGUGCCUUAAUGAAUUACCUGACAUUGUCUUAAUGCUUCUCAUGUAAUUUAUAUUUAUUUAUGACAAUGUUUUUUACUGAGGUAGCUGGUGUAGACUCUUUCCGAAUGUUUUUGCGCACUUCCCUUGAACUUGCAAGCUUACCAUGUUUUUUUAAUGGGUUUUUUUGUAUACUGUAUUGUACAACCAAGUAGAGCUGUACUGUAAUAAGCUAUAAUAAACUUUGUCAUUAAUAUGUGUGGAUCGCUAGAUGGCGUCAAAGAGCUACACAGGAAAACCGGGUAUAAAACGACCUUGUUGGUAUUAUGGAUUAGUUCAUUGUGUGUUUUAUUACUUUUUAGAUCCAUAUAAAAUAUCCACCUUUUAACAUCUGAGUCCACUUAUUUACAGUUGUGCUCACAGCAGGUGCUAUAAAGUGGUCCCGCCGGCGCAUGCAGGAUACAUUUGCUCA